Messenger RNA from Populus nigra (black poplar), 777 nucleotides. RefSeq lists its product as uncharacterized. The transcript has a single exon. The record is from RefSeq and is a predicted model, not a curated record. NCBI's taxonomy places the organism in Eukaryota, Viridiplantae, Streptophyta, Magnoliopsida, Malpighiales, Salicaceae. Bases 99 to 695 code for a protein of 198 amino acids.
AAGAAGAAAAGAAAUACCUGACAGGCGGAGAGUUUUUGUGCCUUAUCCAAACAAAAUAACACGCACUAAAAGAGAACAACUUCACCAGAAAUCUAACAAUGGCUACACUACCAUCUUCACCCUCUCUGCAACUCUCAGCAACGGCAGCAGCAACUCAUUUCCCUUCCCCACGCGCCGCAUUCCCGAUCAGAUCCCACGUGCCCAAACACUCCUUCACCACCCGUGCGACCACAGAUGACAACAAACCAGGCACAACCCAAGAACCCGAUUCCAAACCCGGGUCCGAAUCUGAUGAUCAAUUCGAGAGCCGCUUGUCCCAGGUUCGACUUCGAUACCGAAGCGGGACCGGCAAGAAAGCAGAGCUCCGGAAAGCUAAGAAAGGGAAAUCCUCAUCUGGGUCAGGGUCAGGAAUGUACCUUCCUCCAGUUCCUUUAAAAGAAUCGGUUUCUGGUGGGUUAAAAGUGGAACUCGGGUUUAGCCCGUAUAGUGAACGGGUUAACGGGAGGAUCGCAAUUCUGGGGUUAUCAGCUUUGUUAUUAGUAGAGCUUGCAACGGGUAAAAGUGUAAUUAACUAUCACACACCAGCAAUUGUGUUGAUUCAGGUUUAUUUUGUAACCGCGGUUACUGCUUUGUAUGUCAAGUACGAGAAGGAGAAAGUUAGCAUCUGGCCUGAAUCCGCCCCUAGUAAGGAUUGAAUAAAUGAGUAGUUUGUAAACGAAAACAAAAAUUAAUGUUUUAACACUCGUUUUGUAAUACUAGUUCGUUGUUUUGGAGCCA